This is a messenger RNA of Tuber melanosporum (Perigord truffle), 1682 nucleotides long. RefSeq lists its product as uncharacterized. Lineage: Eukaryota; Fungi; Ascomycota; Pezizomycetes; Pezizales; Tuberaceae. Gene Ontology annotation, molecular function: ferrous iron transmembrane transporter activity. The record is from RefSeq and is a predicted model, not a curated record. The transcript is spliced from 5 exons. Gene Ontology annotation, biological process: iron ion transmembrane transport. Gene Ontology annotation, cellular component: high-affinity iron permease complex; plasma membrane. Bases 603 to 1682 code for a protein of 359 amino acids.
AUCCUAUAAGAGCCCUCCGAUCUUAUAUCCAGCUUUCGAUUCAAUUGAUAAGAUAAAUUUCCAAUAAUCAAAUCAAUCUUGUCUGAUCAGAUCAGAUCAGUUCUUCAGACAACGAGACCUGACUCGGUGGAGCGGCCGGUUUGAUCCUGGUUCCCCACGCCGUUUUCUUUCUUUUUCUCCGUGCAGGGAAUGGAGGAAUGAGCGUCGACCGCACUCCCAACCCUCGCGGGUAUUCAGGAGUGCCGGUACUCCCCGGUACAGUACUGCACUCCCGGAGCAUUGGUAGAAGGGAGGGGUAAUUAAUUUAUUUGGCUUGGGGGUCAGCGGUAUCACUUUUCUUCCUCGCGCAUUUGGCAUUUGGCAUUUGGCUUUACGGGGUGGGGGGUGCAGUACAAGUGCAGUGCGGUAGCAUGAUUGAACGAGUCCCAGGGCCUCUCGGCAUACUGCAGAGUACAUAACAUUGCAGUUCCUUUUUGGAUCAAUUGAACUUUCUUCGCUCCUCCCUUUGAAGUCAAUUAUCCACCUUUUCUCCUUCCCCUCCGUGGAUACACCCAUUCCUACAGUCUUAGACAAAAGUCCUUGGACUUUGCAAAGAAGCCAAGAUGUCAAACGUAUUCGCAGUUCCAGUAUUCUUCGUAGUCUUCCGCGAAACAAUUGAAGCCGGAAUUAUAGUUUCCGUCCUCCUCGCAUUCCUUAAGCAAACCUUAGGCACGGAGGACGAAGCAAUCUACAAACGCUUGACCCGUCAAGUCUGGAUCGGUCUCUUCGCCGGUCUCUUCAUAUGUCUGGUGUUAGGAGCAGCAUUCAUUGGCGCAUUCUACAGCAUUGGCAAGAACCUUUGGGAGCAGGGUGAAGAUCUCUGGGAGGGGAUAUUUUGUUUGCUGGCUUGUAUCAUUAUCACUAUAAUGGGUGCCGCAAUCCUCCGCAUCUCUAAACUCCGUGCAAAAUGGCAAAUCAAAAUCACCGAAGCCCUCGAGUUGAAAAAGAGCCGAACCCUCGGCUCGUGGAUGAAAAAAUAUGUUAUGAUAAUCCUUCCCUUUGUAACCGUAAUUCGCGAGGGUCUGGAAGCUAUUGUCUUCGUUGGUGGAGUCUCACUGUCCGCGCCGGCUAGUUCGUAUCCCUUGCCGGUCGUUAUUGGCAUGGUGGCGGGAGUUGCGGUUAGUUGGGGGAUUUACCGCGGGGGUAAUUCGCUAAGGAUCCAGUGGUUUUUAAUCGCGAGCACCAUGUUGUUGUAUUUGGUUGCUGCGGGGUUGGGAUCUAGAGCGGUUUGGAAGUUCGAGAUGUAUGAGUUCAAAAAACUUGUUGGGGGAGAUGUAGGUGAGACCGGCUCGGGUCCUGGAUCGUAUGAUAUCAGAAAUACAGUCUGGCAUGUCAAUUGCUGUUCGCCGGGCUCCAGAGGUGGCGCUGGCUGGGGUAUUUUCAAUGCUAUCCUCGGAUGGCAAAAUACCGCUACAUAUGGCUCCAUCCUUUCGUAUAACAUCUAUUGGAUUAUAGUCUCUCUGGGAUUUAUAUUGAUGCUGUUCCGCGAAAAAAGGGGACACUACCCGCUCAUGAAAACCCCAGCUUCUAACCGUGCUUCGGAGGAGGGCUCGGAAAGUGGUGCCGGGGGUGUCAUGACCGGAGGCGCUCCGGGGGAGAAAAUGACGCCAAAUACUAAACUCGAAGUCACGGAUAAAGCGUAA